This is a messenger RNA of Eupeodes corollae, 1554 nucleotides long. RefSeq names its product origin recognition complex subunit 4 (gene Orc4). The transcript has 2 exons. Bases 119 to 1489 code for a protein of 456 amino acids. NCBI's taxonomy places the organism in Eukaryota, Metazoa, Arthropoda, Insecta, Diptera, Syrphidae. Gene Ontology annotation, molecular function: DNA replication origin binding; ATP hydrolysis activity. Gene Ontology annotation, biological process: DNA replication; DNA replication initiation. Gene Ontology annotation, cellular component: nucleus; nuclear origin of replication recognition complex. The record is from RefSeq and is a predicted model, not a curated record.
AUCUGUAAGUGUCAAAUAAGAUGUAAACAAAAAAAAUUGUUUUGUUUCUCAUUUCAAUUUAAAACUGCAUUUUGUUUGUUGUUUUUAUUAUUUUUGUUGAUAAUUUAUUUUUUUAAAAAUGCCUGAGCCAUCAAGUGAAACACUCACAGCAAGAAAAUUCAUCAAAGAACGCCUCCAAAGAGAUAGAACAAGUUUUCAUGGGCAUGAAUCCGAAUGGAAAAACGUUCACGAUCUCCUGGAGCGUACCGCCGAAGUUGGUGAAUCAAACUCCCUCCUCCUUAUUGGACCUCGAGGUUCAGGAAAAACUACAUUAGUUAAUUCAGUGCUCUACUCGCUGCUCCCGAAAAAAGACUUCCAAAAGAACACCUUGAUAGUGCAACUCAAUGGUCUAGUUCACACAGAUGAUCGACUGGCAUUGAAAGCGGCAACCGUACAAAUGAACCUAGAGAAUGCCACAAAUGGCAAGGUUUUCGGGUCUUUUGCUGAAAAUUUGGCUUUCCUCUUGGCAUGCUUAAAGUCUGGAAACAAAAAGUCCAAGAGUGUAAUAUUCAUUUUAGAGGAGUUCGACCUCUUUUGUGCCCACCAUAACCAAACGCUGCUGUACAACCUUUUCGAUGUAUCACAAUCUGCUCAGGCUCCAUUGUGCGUUUUAGGAAUCACUUGUCGCUUGGAUGUUAUCGAACUCCUAGAGAAACGCGUCAAAUCCAGAUUCUCCCACCGACAAGUGUUUCUCUUCCCGAGCAGCGAUGAUUUCGAAUCUAGAGUCGAUUUGUUCAGGCAAUCGCUCCGACUACCCACAGAGAAAGAACUGAAGACACUUUGCGAAACAAUGCCGCACGCCAAACAAAUCAAAGUCUCCUCCGAACUCUGCUUCCUGCGGAAUCAUUUCAAUCCCUCAAAAUAUAGUUUCUCGAAGAAGUUUGUCGAAUCUUGGAAUAAGCACAUCGAAGAAUUGGCUCUCAAUACAACAGUGCGUACCUGCCUCCAAAACAUCUACGACUUCGAUGUAAGCGAAGCCUUCUUCAAGAUAUUCCUGUUCAAAAUAAUCACCCACAUCAACGACUCUCAUCCUACAAUCAAACCGGAGGACAUAUCCCACAUAUCCUCUGUCUACGAGUCCGAUGACAAAGUCCAGCUAAUGUGUGGCUUGUCUGUACUCGAACUAUGCCUGAUCAUAACAAUGAAACAUCAUUCCGAGAUCUACGAUAGGGAUCCAUUCAAUUUCGAAAUCAUAUUCAGUCGAUUUAUGAAAUUUGCCAAGGUCAGCAGCACAAUGCAGGGCGUGGAGCGAGCUGUGGUUCUUAAGGCGUUUGAACAUUUGAGAAAUUUGGAAUUCAUAAUGCCAUUGAGUUCGAUUGCCUGUAAAGUGCAGAAGGAAUUCGAGAUGCAUAAGAUGGCCCUGACUUAUGGACAAAUUGCACAGGCAGUCAAUAAGUAUCAAGCUCUGCCAACGGAGGUGGCUCAAUGGGCGCAGAGUUCAUUGAUUUAAGUACAUAUUGUUUGUUGUUUAAUUUAUUUCUUACAAUAAAAGUAAAUGAUAGUAAAUAAUAGUUA